UCUCUCUAUCCUCAUCCGCAAGCAACCCCCAGUAUCGCGGAUUAGUUUUAACCGUACAGAAUCCUCUAACAUUUUCGCGAGAAUUUAGGGAGGGAGAUGCAAAGAGUGCAUUGAAAAUUAGAAGAACGAACUUAGACUCUACAUUAAUGGGUUUAUCAGAUACAAAGUUUCUGCAAGAGUUGUUGUUGCACGCGGCGAGGGCGGCGCUGAGUUACUGGGUACUGGUUACGGGGCUCCGAUACCUUGACCCGAACCGGAAAGCAUCGCAGAAGGCUCUUAAACAAAAGAAAGAGAUUGCAAAGCGUUUAGGUCGACCACUUAUUCAAACUAAUCCUUAUGAGGAUGUAAUAGCCUGUGAUGUUAUAAAUCCUGACCACAUUGAUGUGGAAUUUGAUUCUAUUGGGGGUCUAGAAACAAUUAAACAAACUUUGAUUGAGCUUGUUAUUCUACCCUUAAAACGACCCGACUUGUUUUCUCAUGGCAAGCUCCUUGGUCCACAAAAGGGGGUCCUGUUGUAUGGACCCCCUGGCACUGGGAAAACCAUGCUUGCAAAAGCUAUUGCAAAGGAAUCUGGAGCAGUUUUCAUUAAUGUAAGGAUAUCCAACCUAAUGAGCAAAUGGUUUGGGGAUGCCCAAAAGCUUGUGUCUGCGGUGUUUAGCUUGGCAUAUAAGCUUCAACCUGCCAUCAUAUUCAUUGAUGAAGUAGACAGUUUUUUGGGUCAACGCCGUUCAUCAGAUCACGAGGCUAUGUUAAACAUGAAAACUGAGUUCAUGGCUCUAUGGGAUGGAUUCACCACCGACCAGAAUGCUCAAGUUAUGGUACUUGCAGCAACUAACCGCCCUUCAGAACUUGAUGAAGCAAUACUUCGGCGAUUUCCUCAAGCCUUCGAAAUUGGAUAUCCUAACCAGAGGGAGAGGGCUGAGAUAUUGAAGGUUAUCUUAAAGGGCGAGACUGUCGAAGAUAACAUAGACUUUAGUUAUAUAGCUGGCUUAUGCAAGGGUUACACUGGUUCAGAUCUAUUUGAUCUUUGCAAGAAGGCUGCGUAUAUUCCUAUCAGAGAACUACUGGUUAAUGAGAAGAAAGGGAAACAAUCUCAUCCCCCUAGACCUUUGUCGGUGUUAGAUUUGGAGAAGGCCCUUUCUACUUCACGGAAGACAGCGGUUGCUGCAAAUGAAUACAGUGCAAUGAACCAACAGUCAUCAUCAAGAUCUCCAUCUCCUGAUGAAUCAGAUGACUAUCGGGUUCAAGCUGCAAUCGAGGAAUUCGCUAAGCUUAUGGGUUCUCAGAUCAACCUCCAGUUAGAUGUCUGUGAUCCUUAAAAUUUUGAGCUUCUCUAGAACAGUCUACUACUGUUAUUUAGCAUAGUCCAGAUUGCAACAGCGAUUACUUCAUCUGUUAUAGAAGUGUCAAUGUUGGCUUUUGCGUUUUGUUCAGAAUUUGAUUUAUCCAUCCUUCCUGUAGCACAUAUUAUUUUAGGGAUGAGGCUGAAUUGUCGUUAUAAUGGUUGAGUUAUCAUGUAGUUCAAAUAAUUGACUUAAAUAACAAAAGGUUAAUCACAAAAUCCUUUCCAUGAGAA
Molecule: messenger RNA, 1576 nt
Organism: Cicer arietinum (chickpea)
Lineage: Eukaryota; Viridiplantae; Streptophyta; Magnoliopsida; Fabales; Fabaceae
Cellular component (GO): mitochondrial outer membrane
Molecular function (GO): ATP hydrolysis activity; ATP binding
Source: RefSeq, a predicted model, not a curated record